This is a messenger RNA of Ruditapes philippinarum (Manila clam), 1431 nucleotides long. RefSeq names its product anosmin-1-like. The transcript is spliced from 11 exons. Bases 98 to 1399 code for a protein of 433 amino acids. Gene Ontology annotation, molecular function: protein binding; peptidase inhibitor activity. The record is from RefSeq and is a predicted model, not a curated record. Gene Ontology annotation, biological process: neuron differentiation. NCBI's taxonomy places the organism in Eukaryota, Metazoa, Mollusca, Bivalvia, Venerida, Veneridae. Gene Ontology annotation, cellular component: extracellular region; cell surface.
CUUACUAGAGUGUCAACGAUUGUGUCACCAAGCAUGUUAGAGUGUGUAUUGAAAAUGUGUAGUGAAUGGGAAUGGUGUAGCACUGGACGAAUUUAUCAUGGAAGUUUUUAAAAGUUUUUUAAUUGUAAUAGUUGUUGUUUUAAGUUUUGGUGUGACAGUUAUCGCAGGACAAAAUGGUUUAUUAAGUGCGCGAUGCGCGGCACGAUGUCUCACAGAGCAUAAAGAUAGUUUAAGAGGGGGUAAAGAUAGAAACAACCACAGAAAGUUUAUGAUAGACCACUGUAAGAAUAAUGCUAAAUGUUUUGAGUGUAUGAAACCAUGUAUUUUGAGUGAUAGAUCACAUCAUAACUGUGUGAAACAAAACUGUAAGAAGAAUGAGUCUGAGUGUGUGAAGUCAUGUGACUUCCUGUCAUAUACAAGUGUAAUCAAGGCCGGCUCUUGUCCGAGACCGAAGACUGCAGUAGGUUUUGAGGGUGUUUGUCUGGCGUCAUGUAAGCAAGAUAGUGACUGCGGGGAACACAAGAAGUGCUGUCCCAAUCGUUGUGGUUAUGUAUGUAGAACUCCAGACUACACCUAUGAAAGUAUACCAGAAGUGCCCUCCAAUAUAACUUUUGAAGAGCAUAGACGUCGGAAAGCACUCAAGUUGUCCUGGAUCUUGCCCUCAGUUAAUAAGACGGUUCCUGGCAUUGUGCUGUAUGUGCUGGAUCACAGAAACACAACAAGCCCAGAACCAGUCUGGAAUGAAAAUACUCCAUGGAAAACUGCCUUUAUGACUUUAUCAAAGAGUAUAUUGUUGAAAGAGAUUCACGCUGGACACUGGUACCAGUAUCGUGUUGCCGCGGUAACGGUUAGUGGAACUCAGGGAUAUUCUUCACCAUCAUCACCAUUCAAAUCAUCAAGGCGUGUACAGCGUCCUAUGCCACCACAAAACAUCACAGAAGGCGUGACGACCUUGCGUAAAGGUCAUGUAGAUCUUACAAUACACUGGGAGCCGCCCAAAUACACGGACAUUCCUGUCUGGAAAUACAUGAUCAUUUGGGUAAAGAAAUUGUCUAAAAUAUAUCCGACGUUACAAAGAAUUCCAUUAUUUGAGAAAACUGUCUCUGGGCAUGUCCAUGAGUUCAAACUUAAAAAGUUAGAGCCAGGGGAAACAUAUAAUAUAAAGAUUGAAGCUAUUGUACGACAUGGUAACCGAGAGUUACGAAGCAGUAGGGCAUCUAAAAAUAUAACAACAUACGCGCCACCAAACAGCAAGCCAGAUUUAACCAACUUAGAGGGCUCUUUUGCUACUUUAGUUGAUGAGAAUAGACACUCAGGUAAUAUAGGAGAUUAUGUUGUAUUGUUGUUUUACAUACUUAUUUUAUGUGCUUCUUCAAGAUUUCUUCACAGUCACCUGUAAAAAAUGCAUGAUUGAAAUGUAAUGUUUUGUCC